Plodia interpunctella (Indianmeal moth) is the source of this 475-nucleotide messenger RNA. RefSeq lists its product as uncharacterized. The coding region runs from base 142 to 432 and encodes 96 amino acids. Gene Ontology annotation, cellular component: precatalytic spliceosome; U6 snRNP; U4/U6 x U5 tri-snRNP complex. Gene Ontology annotation, molecular function: RNA binding. The transcript has a single exon. The record is from RefSeq and is a predicted model, not a curated record. NCBI's taxonomy places the organism in Eukaryota, Metazoa, Arthropoda, Insecta, Lepidoptera, Pyralidae. Gene Ontology annotation, biological process: mRNA splicing, via spliceosome.
CCUUAUCUGUCACUGUCAGUGAUAUCAUUUUGUUUGAUUUUGAUUUGAAUUGGAGCUGAAAAUUAUUUUUAUAGUUGAAUGUAAAUAAUUCUCAAUGUUUUAUAAUUUUUAACAUUAAACUGUACGCGUUGCAUACACACUAUGGCCUCGGGACUUGAAAAUUAUGUGAAUCAAACAGUGUCUGUAAUAACCUCUGAUGGCCGAAACUUCAUUGGCACCUUGAAGGGUUUUGACCAAACAAUAAAUAUUAUACUCGAUGAAUCCCAUGAACGAGUAUUUUCUUCGUCAACUGGAGUAGCACAAGUGGUUCUGGGACUGCAUAUUAUACGAGGAGAUAACAUUGCUGUCGUCGGACAAAUAGAUGAAUCAAUUGAUAGCAGAUUGGAUCUCGGCAACAUAAAAGCGGAACCUUUAGGGCCUAUUGUCCAUUGACCACUAAUUUUAAGGAUAUGUAAUAAAUAAGGAUAUUUUUUAA